This is a messenger RNA of Sclerotinia sclerotiorum 1980 UF-70, 732 nucleotides long. RefSeq lists its product with no specific name. The record is from RefSeq and is a predicted model, not a curated record. The transcript has 4 exons. Lineage: Eukaryota; Fungi; Ascomycota; Leotiomycetes; Helotiales; Sclerotiniaceae. Bases 1 to 732 code for a protein of 243 amino acids.
AUGAGGUUACUAAUGCAGGAUCAUGUUACUUACCAUGGAUUGAUUCUGUAUGACUGGCGGCACACGGUAUACGAAAUGGGGAUCGAGCGUCUACUUGUCUACUUGACUCUAUUCAUGUUUUACUCCUCAAAGUCUCAUAGAUCACAGUUCAACCAAUUCAAAAACGAUAUCCUUACAUUUCUACACAUCUCUCAAACCUUCAUCAUUAAUAUUGGAUCCACACUGACGUUAUCUUACAUCCACAUACACAAACCCAAAUUCCUCACCCGGGGAAUCAACAAGACAGGUCCGAUGAUAUGCGUACUGCAGUUAGAACCAUGGAUCGUAUAUCUACCCGAGAUAGUAACCACGAGCAUUACACCUUUCAACCGAGAAUCUUCCUCCGGCUUUUCGGCAUCAAGGCCAUCAAAUGACACCGGAUCGGAGGUGGAGCGGGAUUCCUCGAUUCUUUCCGACGUAGGAGCUGAGGGGCUACGUAGGAGGCGUGUCUUAUAUAACGAUACAUGGAAAACUUUUGAGAAAAGGCUUGGGGAUUUCCUGAAGAAAAGGAUGGGAAAAAGCAAAAUCGUAGAAAUUUCUUCAAGCCUUUGUGUGAUGAGGGGAAAUUUUCUGUUGUGUAAUGGUGCUAUGGGGUUUGUAUGGAACAUGGCUGAUACAUAUGCGUUACACUACAUCAAUUUGACAUUUGCUGUAGAUGUGGCCUUUUGUGUGCAUUCGAGCAUAGAUAGCUAG